AUCUCUGGGACUUUUCAACAUCAGCGAAAACAAUUUUUGAGUAGGGAUAUCACAGUUUUAUUUUACUUUGGAAAUGCAAGCAAUCAGGUCUCUCUUCAUCCCCACAUGGUCUUCAGAUACACGUCUAGAUGGGAAGACAGCUAUAGUGACGGGGGGCAACGCUGGAAUAGGAAAAGAGACAGUUAAAGACCUGGCUAGCAGAGGCAAGAAAACAGCGCUGCACAUGCGCCCGGGUGAUCUUGGCGUGCAGAGACAUGGCGAAGGGAGAGCAAGCUGCUUGCGACGUCAUGAGGGAGGUGAAGGGAGCGAAGGUAGUCACCAGGCAACUGGAUCUGGCUGACACCAAAUCAAUAUGCCAGUUUGCUGAGAAUAUCUACAACACUGAGAAAGCUCUUCACUAUCUGAUCAACAAUGCAGGCGUGGCUGUGUGUCCUUUUGCCAGGACAGUGGAUGGAAUUGAGAUGCAGUUUGGAGUCAAUCACUUGGGUCAUUUCUUCUUGACUUUUCUGCUGCUGGACUUGCUGAAGCACUCGGCCCCAUCUCGGGUCAUCAACCUGUCAUCAGCAGCUCACCUCUUUGGCAAGAUCCAUUUUGAUGAUCUGAAAGGGGAGAAGGAUUACCAUCACUUCAGGGCCUACGCACAGAGCAAGCUGGCUAAUGUCCUGUUCACCAGAGAGCUGGCCAAAAGGACAGAGGUUCUAGGUAUCACAGCCUACUCAGUUGACCCCGGCUUCGUGAACACUGACAUUUUAAGGUAUAUAAGGCGCCCUCUUCUGGAUGUAGUCAAGAACUUCGGGUUUCUGAUCAGGACCCCAGCAGAGGGAGCCUACACCACCAUCUACUGUACCGUCACUCCUGAGAAUCAGCUGGUCACUGGAGGAUACUACAGAAACUGCUCCAGAGCAGAGAGCUCCAAUGCCGGCCAGGAUGACGGCACAGCCCUGAAGCUGUGGGCUGUGAGCUGCCACCUGUUGGGCAUCCGCUGGAGAUAAACUUCACCUUUGAUCUGAAGGCUAAGACAAAUGUAACAGCUUCCAAUAAAGAAACAUCCCUGAUAUAGCA
Messenger RNA from Pundamilia nyererei, 1062 nucleotides. RefSeq names its product retinol dehydrogenase 11. The transcript is spliced from 7 exons. NCBI's taxonomy places the organism in Eukaryota, Metazoa, Chordata, Actinopteri, Cichliformes, Cichlidae. Bases 255 to 992 code for a protein of 245 amino acids. The record is from RefSeq and is a predicted model, not a curated record.